AGCAUGGGACGGUACAGCGGCAAAACGUGUCGGCUGAUUCUGAUGCUCGUCAUCACCGUGAUCUUUUUCGUGGCGGAGAUCGUGGCGGGAUACAUGGGCAACUCCAUCGCGCUGGUGUCGGACUCCUUCAACAUGCUGUCGGACAUUCUGUCGCUGUGCGUCGGGCUGACGGCGGCGCGGGUGGCGCGACGCGCCGGAUCAGGACGCUGCACGUACGGGCUGGGUCGCGCGGAGGUGGUCGGCGCGUUGGCCAACGCCGUGUUUCUGGCCGCUCUCUGUUUCUCCAUCUCCGUGGAGGCGCUCAAGAGACUCGCCCGGCCGGAGCCGAUCGAUGACCCGACGCUGGUUCUGAUCGUGGGCUCGUUGGGUCUGGCGGUCAAUGUGCUCGGGCUGCUGAUCUUCACGGACUGCCGGUGGUUGUGCGCGACGCGAGAGAAGAACGCCAAAGACGCUUCCGAGCAACGCGACGCAGAAGAAGCAGCACAUUAACAUGUUUGUGAUGGAGCUUCAGUUCUGCACUCCACACUUGUCCAUUAUCCGUCCGCAGGCAGACUGUCCCAGCAGAGCACUUCUCCUGACCACGAGGAAAAGUCUGCGAAUGAUGGACCUCCUCUGAACAUCAGAGGUGAUUUUCAGAAGAUGAUGGGUUGUCAGUGAAUCAGAUGAGCUUUGUG
This is a messenger RNA of Myxocyprinus asiaticus (Chinese sucker), 674 nucleotides long. Its product is annotated as zinc transporter 10-like. The transcript has 2 exons. Bases 4 to 489 code for a protein of 161 amino acids. Gene Ontology annotation, molecular function: zinc ion transmembrane transporter activity. NCBI's taxonomy places the organism in Eukaryota, Metazoa, Chordata, Actinopteri, Cypriniformes, Catostomidae. Gene Ontology annotation, cellular component: membrane. Gene Ontology annotation, biological process: intracellular zinc ion homeostasis; detoxification of zinc ion; zinc ion transmembrane transport. The record is from RefSeq and is a predicted model, not a curated record.